Messenger RNA from Rhizophagus irregularis DAOM 181602=DAOM 197198, 1219 nucleotides. RefSeq lists its product as uncharacterized. The record is from RefSeq and is a predicted model, not a curated record. NCBI's taxonomy places the organism in Eukaryota, Fungi, Glomeromycota, Glomeromycetes, Glomerales, Glomeraceae.
CAAAGCCCUCUCCUAACUAGCUGCUGAUCAAACCUUUGCAAAUUUGAAAUAAACGAUCAACUACAAGGUUGUAAAUCGUAAUUAAGUUACUCCAGAAAAGAUCUUCAGUAUAAUCUUUCCCAGAAAAAAUUCUCUCUUUCUUCCUUUAACACACUUUCUUUAAACAAUGAGCAACGAACAAGAAAUUAUAAAUUCCAACGGAAAAUUAUCUUCAAUUCUUAACCCAACUCCAACUAUCGAUACGAGCGGUCAAGAAACUUCUCAAGAAACUCAAAAUAAAGAAACGACUACAACUAACGGCAGCGGAAAAACUUCACAAAAAAUCAAAAAAGAAUCCAAAAAUUCUAAAGAACCAUCUUCUACCAAAAACGAAGGUUCUACUACUACAAAGACUACAACGAAACAAGCGGCAACUAAAGGUUCUAAACAAUCUAAAACAACUUCAUCCAAAAGUUCAGCAGCAGCUUCUUCCAAAAGCAAAACUUCUAAAAGCUCACGUAAGAGACCUCUUUCCCCUUCGGAUUCAGAAGAAGGAAGAGAACCUUCACAAGAGCUUGAAAGAUGUCAACAUCCUAAACAUGAUGAAUAUAUGAAAAAUAAACCCCCUUCUUUGGUUGUUAAUAAUAAACGGGCCAAACUUGAUAAGCCACCUAAAUUAGUUGGUAUGCCUAAAAGAUUAGAAGGUGUAUUGAAUAUAGAUCGUGGCACUAAAAUGUGCAGUCGAUGUAUCAAUCAAACUGAUAAAGACCCACAGUAUACUUCACAUAAGAAGUAUGUCUCACGUAAGUCUGUUUACAAGAAGAACGAACGUUCAAGGCUCAUGAUCGACAUGACCGGUAAAUAAUGAGCCACGUAUUCACUUUGAUUUUAGCUUUACUUGUUAAGAAGCAAUGGAAUGAUUCACAAACAAAGCCCACUUUUAAGCUUCUGCGUAAAAAUAAAAAUUUUAAUGAAAGAAUGUUUUUUGCAUCCUUUUAAAUUUUUCUUCUUUUUCUACCUUUAUUAUAUAAUUCUUUUAUUAUAUUUUUCAUUCAUUUUUUUUUUUACAUUUAUAAAUAUUAGAAUUUGCUUAUAAUGCAUAUGAAUAUCAAUAUUCUCUUUCCUACGCUUGUAUACAAUAUAAUAAAAACAGUAUAAUUACAAAAAGUCGUCACAUUGUCAUGUUGUAUUGUUUUAUCAGUGUAUCAACUUUUAAUAAAUAUGUUUGUAAGGUUAAAAU